AUGUCGAGCUCACAAGGAACUUUGAGCGCGGUAACAGAUGACCGCAAAGCACGCUUGGCGAAGCUCAAGAACCUGAAGCGAAAACAACCAGCAGACGAGGUCGUCCCCCCAGAGUCAGAACGUGCCGCCUCGCCGCCAGCAGAGCCAGAUGUCACGAAACUGCAUCUCUCCGGUCGGAACUACGACCCCGAAGCACGAGGGCCCAAACUCGGCUUCGAAGCGCCCCCGACACAAGACUUAGAACAGCCUACUCUCGAGGAGCUCGCGGCAGACAUUGAGGCCGACGUUAGGAAAAAAGCAGCCGAGGAAUCGCAGGACGACAAGGGCAUCGACCUGUUCAAGCUCCAGCCCAAAAAGCCGAACUGGGACUUGAAGAGGGAUCUGGAGAAGAAGCUGGAGAUCCUCAACGUACGGACGGACAACGCCAUCGCCAGGCUAGUCAGGGAGCGCAUCACAGGAGCACAGAACGCGGCAACGCAAGCGAGACAGGUCGAUGCGGGAAGCAGGGAGGGCGACGCGGCUGGAAUGGACGGCAUCGCGUUAGUCGAAGGAGUCCGCGUCCGCGAGAGGGAGGAAGAGGAGGACGAAAAACGAGACAGGGAAGAGGACGAUGAUCUGGCUGCCUGA
This is a messenger RNA of Colletotrichum higginsianum IMI 349063, 627 nucleotides long. RefSeq names its product Cwf18 pre-mRNA splicing factor. The record is from RefSeq and is a predicted model, not a curated record. Lineage: Eukaryota; Fungi; Ascomycota; Sordariomycetes; Glomerellales; Glomerellaceae. Gene Ontology annotation, cellular component: U2-type spliceosomal complex; post-mRNA release spliceosomal complex. The coding region runs from base 1 to 627 and encodes 208 amino acids. The transcript has a single exon.